Molecule: messenger RNA, 1649 nt
Organism: Olea europaea var. sylvestris
Lineage: Eukaryota; Viridiplantae; Streptophyta; Magnoliopsida; Lamiales; Oleaceae
Product: GDP-mannose 3,5-epimerase 2-like
Exons: 7
Coding region: 225-1355 (376 amino acids)
Molecular function (GO): NAD binding; GDP-mannose 3,5-epimerase activity
Source: RefSeq, a predicted model, not a curated record
GUAUUGAAAAUUACUGAAUUGCUUCUUCCAUUUAAACGUAUCCAUGGACGCUCCUGUACAUCUGUCCUUUCAAAUUGACAAAAAUUUGCACGAAAUUUUAUAAAAGACAACCACCACUAUAUAAACGUAGCACUCGAGGUCGAAGAACAGGGAUCUAGUCCUCUAGACAUUGCAGUAAGAAACAUUUCCUCUCUUUAGGCUCAGAAAAGCUAACUUUUUUGAGAAUGGGAAGCGGUGGGGAGACCAACUAUGGCGAAUACACCUAUGGAGAACUUGAGAGAGAACCCUAUUGGCCUCCGGAGAAGCUCCGGAUUUCCAUCACUGGAGCUGGUGGAUUCAUUGCCUCGCAUAUCGCCAGGCGUCUGAAGAGUGAGGGUCAUUACAUAAUUGCUUCGGACUGGAAGAAAAAUGAGCACAUGACUGAUGACAUGUUCUGCCAUGAAUUCCAUCUUGCUGACCUGAGGGUGAUGGAUAACUGUCUGAAAGUUACCCAAGGAGUUGAUCACGUGUUCAAUCUUGCUGCUGAUAUGGGAGGAAUGGGGUUCAUUCAGUCUAACCACUCUGUCAUAAUGUAUAACAAUACAAUGAUCAGCUUUAACAUGAUCGAGGCCGCAAGAGUCAAUGGAGUUAAGAGGUUUUUUUAUGCUUCCAGUGCUUGUAUCUAUCCUGAAUUUAAACAGCUGGAUACUAAUGUGAGCUUGAAGGAGUCUGAUGCUUGGCCUGCCGAGCCCCAAGAUGCUUAUGGCUUAGAGAAGCUGGCAACCGAGGAAGUAUGUAAACACUACAACAAGGACUUUGGAAUUGAGUGUCGAAUUGGACGGUUCCAUAACAUCUAUGGUCCGUUUGGUACAUGGAAAGGUGGGAGGGAAAAAGCCCCUGCUGCCUUCUGUAGAAAAGCCCUCACUUCAACUGAUAAAUUCGAGAUGUGGGGGGAUGGGCUACAAACUCGAUCUUUUACCUUUAUCGAUGAAUGUGUUGAAGGUGUACUGAGAUUGACCAAAUCUGACUUCAGAGAGCCUGUAAAUAUUGGAAGCGAUGAGAUGGUCAGCAUGAAUGAGAUGGCGGAGAUUGUUCUGAGCUUCGAGAACAAGAAUCUCCCCAUCCAUCAUAUUCCAGGACCAGAGGGCGUGAGGGGUCGCAACUCAGACAACACUCUAAUUAAGGAAAAGCUUGGCUGGGCACCUUCUAUGAGGCUGAAGGAUGGGCUGAAAUUCACGUAUUUCUGGAUCAAGGACCAAAUUGAGAAAGAGAAAGCUCAAGGUGCUGAUGUUACUCUCUAUGGGUCCUCAAAAGUUGUGGGAACACAAUCUCCAGUUCAACUUGGUUCUCUCCGCGCUGCUGAUGGGAAAGAGUGAAUGAGAUAAAGUUUAUGUUCACUUUAUGAACUUAGCUAAGUUUUACAUUAUGCUCCCAUAAUAUCUCCUUUCUGACUUGGAUAAUCUUCUGUUUGAAAUAUGCUUUUUGCUUAUAUACAAUGAUUCCCCAAUAUCUCAAGUUACUCUGUAUGGGGGUCUGUUCUUAUAUAUUGCAUGCUCUCCAUAUGUUUUGAAUUCUAUACUUAUCUUGUAAUUUUGAUCUUGUACGCUUCCUCCUUAUUUUAAACUUGUGUUAAUGGCCAAGGCUUGCGUACAUGUAGCAUGUUUGGUAAG